AUGUUAGCUAACGCAACCGAAGAGAGUCGUGUUCUAAACACAAUCAGAGCUCAGACCUACGAUACAGACACUGUAGUAAGCAGAGAAAUAUAUACAACAUUUCGCUUGAUAUUUGUAGGAUUUCUCGCUCUAGUUCUCGCUAUUCUCGGCAUCUCCACCAACGUGGUCAACUGCCUGGUGUUCCAGCGCCAAGGACUUGGGGACCGCAUGAACCUCUGCCUCUUCUGCUUGGCCCUUGCAGACUUAGGCUUGUUAUUGUUUGUCUUCCCCUUCAGCAUGAUCACCAUCUUCUGCGAUCUGGGUUUGUUCGGGGUUACUGAAGAACACUACUUCAAGACAUCUCUUUAUUCCCUGGGUAUAGUGUACGCUUUCAGAACCACAUCCGGUUGCUACAACAUGGUGAUCGCAGUGGAGCGCUGUGUUUGCGUCCUGUUCCCGCUUCGCGCCGUGUCCCUCAUCCGGACCCGAACCAUGGGCAUCAUCCUGGCGUCCAUCGCUGUGACCCUGCAGGUCGGCUUCCUCACCCUGCCCUUCAGACACCAGCUCGUCAGGCUGGACAUGGACGGGAAGGUGGUGUGGUAUCUCGGUCUGUCAGCAGCGUGGGCCGCCAACCAGAAGCUGUUUGACAUUAUUUUCUCUCACAUACUCAGCGUCAUCCUGCCCUUAGUCACUUUUCACGUCGUUUCCAUAGCAACACUCGUGACGGUAGUGAAGCUGCGGGUGGCCAUGGCGUGGAGAGAAAAGACCAGCUCUGCCGGAACAACCAAUGACAGCCAGAUGGCGCUUACCAAGACCCUGGUUCUCGUCUCGUGUGUUUACAUUGUUACCACGUUGCCCCUUGUUGGCUCUAAGCUGGUCAGUGUCGUGUCAUCGGAUUUCUCUGUCUUGGGUAGAUACCUCAUGCUGUACAACCUUAUCACAUAUGUGGCCAACGUGUUUCCUCUGAUAAACAGCUUUGUCCAUUUCUUCGUGUACUAUUCUCGGUCUUCGAGAUUCAGACGGGAACUGACACUCUUGUGUUUACAAUUGAAAACAAGGCGAAAGAUUCUAUCCAAUCGGCGAAAUGUUGGAUUCAAGAAAUGA
This is a messenger RNA of Pomacea canaliculata, 1083 nucleotides long. RefSeq lists its product as uncharacterized. The record is from RefSeq and is a predicted model, not a curated record. Gene Ontology annotation, cellular component: plasma membrane. Gene Ontology annotation, molecular function: G protein-coupled peptide receptor activity. The transcript has a single exon. The coding region runs from base 1 to 1083 and encodes 360 amino acids. Gene Ontology annotation, biological process: G protein-coupled receptor signaling pathway. Lineage: Eukaryota; Metazoa; Mollusca; Gastropoda; Architaenioglossa; Ampullariidae.